Alternaria postmessia is the source of this 1590-nucleotide messenger RNA. RefSeq lists its product as uncharacterized. Bases 1 to 1590 code for a protein of 529 amino acids. Gene Ontology annotation, molecular function: catalytic activity. Lineage: Eukaryota; Fungi; Ascomycota; Dothideomycetes; Pleosporales; Pleosporaceae. The record is from RefSeq and is a predicted model, not a curated record. The transcript is spliced from 2 exons.
AUGUCGGUUUUUUCGUUAGAUGCAAGCCACGGCAAUCCGGUCACGAAAGAGACACUCGAAGCACUAUGCUCCCAGCUUGGGGUCAACAUCGAUGAUAAAGAGAAGGAAGAUUAUCGUCGUUUGCUUGCUGUAUUCCACGAUGCAAGCGAACAAUUGAUGGCCAUGGACGUUGACAAAGAACGCUUUUCUAGAGAAGACAUCUACUUCCCGGAGAAAUCUGACAAUGCUCAUGGAGCGUGGGCAUGGAGAUGCAACAUUGUUGACAAGAAAGCCAAAGGCAAUGGUAAACUUCAUGGUAAAACGUUUGCUCUGAAAGACAAUGUUGCAGUGAAAGAUGUCCCAAUGCUACUAGGCACGAAUUUCAUCAAAGGAUAUGUUCCAGAUGUCGAUGCAACUGUCACUACACGUAUCCUAGAAGCUGGUGGUCAGAUUCUCGGUAAAGCUGUUUGCGAAAACAUGUGUCAUUCUGCGACAAGUCAUUCGUCAGGCACUGGAGUAGUGGAAAACCCGUUCGCCAAGGGUUAUAGCGCUGGCGGAAGUUCGAGCGGCUCGGGUGUACUUGUAGCACUGGGGGAGGUUGACGGAGCGAUCGGUGCAGACCAAGGUGGUAGCAUCCGCGUCCCAGCCGCCAACUGCGGGAUCAUUGGAUUGAAACCUACCUUUGGCCUUGUACCAUAUACGGGAUGUGGAAGUAACGAGCCCACAAACGACCACGUUGGCCCAAUGACACGAACAGUGCUCGAGAAUGCCGUGUUGCUGGAAGCCAUCGCUGGCACCGAUAACAUUGACGACCGUUCCUUCGCUGCUCCCCAUCCAUCCAAGAUACCCAUCUACAGCUCCAUCAACAAUCUCCCCAAGCAAAAACCACUUCAAGGCAAAAGCUUCGCCAUAAUCACCGAAUCUCUUUCAACACCUGCCCUAGACUCACGAGUGAUCCAAACAUUCCGCACCGCUGUCUCCAAAUACACAGACCUCGGCGCCACGGUCACGGAAAUUUCGAUACCACUUCACUCCAAAGGCGCUGCGAUAUGGACCGGAGUAUCAAAAGUCGGCGGCUUCCUCGCCAAAACCACCGGUUCAUUCGGACGCCGCGGACACCAGAUGCUCGAUCUAAACUCGUUGUUACAUCCCAUGGGCCAGGAAAACUGGAAUGAAGCCUACGCCUCGACAAAGAAUAUAUACUUGAACGGUCUCUACGCUACGCAAAAAUUUCCCAAUCUCCUCGCCAAGGCGACUAAUCUGUCUCGACAAUUGCGUGACGCUUACGAUAUGGCGCUCCAGCAAUACGAUAUCUUGCUUACGCCUACACUGCCUUAUGUAGCGACGAGUCAUGCAAGUGUCGAUGCGACACCGCUCGAGCAGAUUGCGAAACAGAUUGGAUUGACGUCCAACACGGCGCCAUUCAACCAAAGUGGGCAUCCAGUAUUGGCCAUGCCGAUUGGUAUGUUGCCGGUACUAGAAGGACCUGGAGUCGAGGAAGGGAUCAAGUUACCGGUUAGCAUGCAGGUCAUUGGGAAGUGGUGGGAUGAAGUAGGUGUUUUCGAAGCGGCGUUUGCGUGGGAGAGGGAGAAUGACUGGAGAGGUAUGUGA